This is a messenger RNA of Eptesicus fuscus (big brown bat), 2056 nucleotides long. RefSeq names its product aldehyde dehydrogenase 3 family member B1 (gene ALDH3B1). Lineage: Eukaryota; Metazoa; Chordata; Mammalia; Chiroptera; Vespertilionidae. The record is from RefSeq and is a predicted model, not a curated record. Bases 186 to 1592 code for a protein of 468 amino acids. Gene Ontology annotation, biological process: aldehyde metabolic process. The transcript has 10 exons. Gene Ontology annotation, molecular function: aldehyde dehydrogenase (NAD+) activity. Gene Ontology annotation, cellular component: cytoplasm.
CCGGGACUCCAUUUCCUCCGGGUGAAAUGUCAGGCUGCGGGGCCGGCUCCGUGAGGGGUGCUCGAUGAGGUGUGGAUGGUGUUGACGCAGACGCGCGGCGGGCGUGGCCCUGAGCUUGUGUUCCUGGACUCCAGCCAUCUUGGGAUCUGCCUCUUCAUUUUGCAGAUGGGAAACUGAGACUCAGGAUGGACCCCUUCGAGGACACGCUGCAGCGGCUGCGGGAGGCCUUCCGCUUGGGGCGGACGCAGCCGGCCGAGUUCCGGGCUGCACAGCUCAAGGGCCUGGGCCGCUUCCUGCAGGACCACAAGCAGCUGCUGCAGGAGGCGCUGGCGCAGGACCUGCACAAGUCAGCCUUUGAGUCGGACGUGUCUGAGAUCAGCAUCAGCCAGGGCGAGAUUAACUUGGCCCUCAGGAACCUGCGGGCCUGGAUGAAGGAUGAGACGGUGCCCAAGAACCUGGCCACCCAGCUGGACUUGGCCUUCAUCCGGAAGGAGCCCUUCGGCCUGGUGCUCAUCAUCGCCCCCUGGAACUACCCCCUGAACCUGACGCUGGUGCCCCUGGUGGGCGCCCUCGCUGCAGGGAACUGCGUGGUGCUGAAGCCCUCGGAGAUCAGCAAGAACACCGAGAAGAUCCUGGUCGAGGUGCUGCCCCAAUACCUGGACCGGAGCUGCUUUGCCGUGGUGAUGGGCGGGCCCGAGGAGACAGGGCAGUUGCUGGAGCACAAGUUCGACUACAUCUUCUUCACGGGGAGCCCUCAAGUCGGCAAGAUUGUCAUGGCCGCAGCCGCCAAGCACCUGACGCCCGUCACGCUGGAGCUAGGGGGCAAGAACCCCUGCUACGUGGACGACAACUGCGACCCCCAGAUCGUGGCCAACCGAGUGGCCUUUUUCCGCUACUUCAACGCCGGCCAGACCUGCGUGGCCCCCGACUACGUCCUGUGCAGCCCCGACAUGCAGGAGCGGCUGGUGCCCGCCCUGCAGAGCGCCAUCGCCCGCUUCUAUGGCGAAGACCCCAGGGCCUCCCCAGACCUGGGCCGCAUCAUCAAUGAGAAGCACUUCCAGCGGCUCCGGGGCCUGCUGGGCUGUGGCCGCGUGGUCAUCGGGGGCCAGAGUGAGGAGAGCGACCGCUACAUCGCCCCCACGGUGCUGGUGGACGUGCAGGAGACGGAGCCGGUGAUGCAGGAGGAGAUCUUCGGGCCCAUCCUGCCCAUCAUGACCGUGAGGAGCCUGGACGAGGCCAUCGACUUCAUCAACCGCCGGGAGAAGCCCCUGGCCCUGUACGCCUUCUCCAACAGCAGCCAGGUGGUCAGGCAGGUGCUGGCCCGGACCAGCAGCGGGGGCUUCUGUGGCAACGACGGCUUCAUGCACCUGAUCCUCGCCAGCCUGCCUUUCGGAGGAGUGGGGGCCAGCGGCAUGGGCAGCUACCACGGCAAGUUCUCCUUCGACACCUUCUCCCACCACCGCGCCUGCAUGCUGCGCAGCUCUAGAAUGGAGAAGAUUUACUCCAUCCGCUACCCACCCUACUCGCCGCGCAACCUGAGGAUGCUGCUGGUGGCCAUGGAGGCCCGGAGCUGCAGGUGCACCCUGCUCUGAGCCCACCUCGGGCACCAGGGUACCAAGUGUCCCUCCUGGCAAUGUCCGAGUCCUCCUGUCACCUGUGGGUGGAGAUGUGGCCUCGGGUCCAGGGAACAAGGAUGAAAAGACCUGCCAGGGCCCCAGCCCAGCCCAGCCCGGGCUCGCCCUCCUCCUCGGCCUUCCAUCUUCUGGCCCUCAGCCUCCUCCUCAACUGCCCCCAAACUAGGAUGGAAACCUCAAUGCUAGGCACCUGCAUCCCGGGAGCGGGCAGACGUGGGCACCUGUGGGCCACGCCCUUCCUGAGGAGGGUGCGGAAGGGGCGUGGACAUCUGGUUCAGGCCACAUCGCAGACCUGUUGUGACCCGGGCGUCCCUGUCCUGAGCUGCUCCCCAUCUGUACAGUGGAGGUGACUAACAAUCAGUAUCUCAGAUGGUUGUGAGAUUACAUUUGGGAGCUUAAUAAAUACGAGCUGCUGACCCCGA